Messenger RNA from Haliotis rubra (blacklip abalone), 691 nucleotides. RefSeq lists its product as uncharacterized. NCBI's taxonomy places the organism in Eukaryota, Metazoa, Mollusca, Gastropoda, Lepetellida, Haliotidae. The record is from RefSeq and is a predicted model, not a curated record. The coding region runs from base 230 to 673 and encodes 147 amino acids. The transcript has 2 exons.
GUCUAGGUUCACGUUUGAAAAGUGACGUGUCAACCUUAGUCACUACUUCUUUUUCUGCAAGUCAGUGAGGUAGGUUGGUAAUAGUGGCUAACUGUGGUUGGACAUGACCAGGUACUGCACAUUUUGUGCUAAAUCAUGAUGUGUUAUAAAUACAGCUUUCACCAGAGAACAGUUACGAAGUCUGCUCACUUCUGUCAUUGCAGUUCAUUCGACUUACCAAGCUGAAAUCAUGUCUGAUUCAGUUAAUGUUCAGUUUGCAGACAAACAUUUUUUGUCUAUCAAUUUGUUUAAUGGAACUGUGUACAUUCACCUUACGAACUGGAAUGCUAGACACCAGAGAAAGAGCAUAUCUAUGACAUUAGAUGUCUUCAAUCAACUUUUGACUGAUGCACCUCAGUACGUGCAACAGGCUGAAAAUAUUGCGCUAACGAUGGAUGAACUACCAGACAUCCCUCCCAUCCCGGAAAUUGAUACACCUGACGAGAUUCAACAUGCAUCAACACCGCUACUGAUGCCACCUCCUCCCACACCGACAACAACACCGGAUAUAGGAAUGACCAGCAUCCCCACUACACCAAUGAAACAAACUGGGAGAGUUACUCCAAUGUUUGGGAAAGCAACCACCAUCAGAAGCAUGCCAUAUGUUCGUGGUAACAACAGCGCACAAAAGUAAAUCAGAAGUGACAGACCC